AUGGGAAAUCUAUUGUGCUGUGUACAAGUAGACCAAUCUAAAGUUGCUAUCAAGGAGCGGUUUGGCAAAUUUGAUAAAGUCCUCGAGCCAGGUUGCCAUUGCAUGCCUUGGGUUCUUGGAAGCAAAGUAGCCGGUCAUCUCUCCCUCCGUCUACAGCAGUUGGAUGUGCGCUGUGAAACUAAGACAAAAGAUAAUGUAUUCGUCAAUGUAGUGGCAUCAAUACAGUACCGUGCCCUUGCAGAUAAGGCAAGCGAAGCUUUCUACAAACUGAGCAACACAAGAAGUCAAAUUCAGGCCUAUGUAUUCGAUGUAAUUAGAGCAAGUGUUCCAAAACUCAACCUUGAUGAUGCUUUUGAGCAGAAAAAUGAAAUAGCAAAGGCAGUUGAAGAUGAACUAGAGAAGGCAAUGUCUGCUUAUGGGUAUGAAAUUGUUCAGACACUGAUUGUUGACAUAGAACCAGACGAGCAUGUUAAGAGAGCAAUGAAUGAAAUAAACGCCGCUGCAAGGCUAAGAGUGGCUGCUAAUGAGAAGGCAGAGGCUGAAAAGAUCUUGCAAAUUAAGAGAGCCGAAGGUGAAGCAGAGGCUAAAUAUCUCUCUGGAUUGGGUAUUGCUCGCCAGCGUCAAGCAAUUGUGGAUGGUUUAAGAGAUAGUGUACUAGGUUUCUCAGUUAAUGUUCCUGGAACCACUGCAAAGGAUGUUAUGGAUAUGGUCCUUGUCACUCAGUACUUUGACACGAUGAAAGAAAUUGGAGCUACCUCCAAAUCAUCUGCUGUGUUCAUCCCUCAUGGACCAGGUGCAGUUCGUGAUGUGGCAACACAAAUUCGUGAUGGACUUCUUCAGGCUUCUCAACCAUGA
This is a messenger RNA of Fraxinus pennsylvanica, 855 nucleotides long. Lineage: Eukaryota; Viridiplantae; Streptophyta; Magnoliopsida; Lamiales; Oleaceae. The record is from the annotation of a GenBank genome assembly.